Messenger RNA from Daldinia caldariorum, 1219 nucleotides. RefSeq lists its product as uncharacterized. Bases 365 to 910 code for a protein of 181 amino acids. NCBI's taxonomy places the organism in Eukaryota, Fungi, Ascomycota, Sordariomycetes, Xylariales, Hypoxylaceae. The transcript is spliced from 3 exons. The record is from RefSeq and is a predicted model, not a curated record.
AGCCAGCUAUCAGCAUGCCAUUAUUUAAAUGUUUAAGCUCGAAUUGGUCUGGACUGUUCUCCUCGGAACCCCUUUGCGCACCUGGGUACGGUUCAGGUGCCGAACCUGAGCUUAGGCUAAAUGAUAUUGCGAUGACGGUCUUACCUUGGAUAUCCUUCCACCCAUUCCGCACCCGACGUAGUAACACGGAAGCUUUACUACAUGCUACACAAGCUCAUCCGCCGGAAGACUUGCCCGUGUCCCUGAUGGAUGGAUCUGAGGGAGAAGCAAUCAUUGCUAGAAUAAAUACCACUCACCUCCAGCACUUUGGUAAUGUAACUUGAACAUCCUUGUGCUUAGCUUCCGAAGACCGUAUUCAGCCACGAUGUUGUUCCAACCCUUUACACUCGCGCUCCUCGCCACGCUCGCCUCGACUAGCCCCGUAUCCCCGCGGCAAUCCUCGGGACCGGGCACGACCCUGCAGCCGGGCUGGUACUGGAUCCGGGCGGUGGCGGCGCCCAACUUCCACAAGUACCUGCAGACGAAGCCGGCGGGGGGCGCGGCCGUGCUGGAGAGCUACAAGACGGCGGGGCAGUACAACGUCCGGAACGGGCAGCUGGUCGCGAACACGGGGGACGGGAACGCGCCGCUGUACCUGCACGUCGAGAGGCCGGCGGGGGACCUGGCGAGCCCGCCGCGCACGCUGGCGACCUCGUUCAACGCGACCGAGAACCCGUUCGGCUCCUUCGCCUUCCAGGGCGACGCCCUCGUCUGGAGCGUCCCCGGCCUCGACCGCCAGAACAAUGCCGCCUGGCUCGUCUGCCGCGGCCAGGCCCUGUUCGUGAAUACCGGCGCGUACGGGUACCAGACCCCGAGCGGGUGCUCGGAUCAGACUAUUCAUUAUUACAAUGACGCGCACGCAAACGAGUAGUAAUAUGAUGGGUACCUAAAUUUUGAAUUGAAUAGUGCAGGUAAUAUAUGUAUAUCAUUAUUAGGUUAUGGCUGAGUGAUGUAGAUUAUCAACAUCAAUACGUUCUGCUUGUAAUCAACAAUGUCGUGAGUCUAAGAUAUUUGAUGCUUGCAGGUUCCUUACCAACACUCGCGAAGCACAUCAACCACCCAAGUAUUAAAACGAGGGAGAAGGUGCCAAUGUAACCUGUGCGGCUCAACCAGGGGUACUGCUUGUAUUCUUAAAUAGCAUAUCUGAUGUGUAUCCUACAAGCCCAAUGCGUCGGAAAUU